AGAUGACGAUGGGACAUUCAACCAAGCAGUGGUAUAACAAUACUUAGGCUACCACUGCUUGGUUGAAUUUCCCUAUAGUCAUUUUACCGUCCUACAUUAUGCUGUCCUGUCUUUUUCAGGGUACGUUUAUGCAGGCGCGUUUUCCCCAUUCCCUACUCCUCCCACGAAAUUUCCUCUGGAGGCUACAACUUACAUUAGGUCGAACAACUCAUCUGGUUGCUCUUCGUGAGCUGUGACAGCAUGACUGGUGGACUCAAAGACAGCAUACCAGAAGAGGAAUAUCUUCAGGCACCAUUCAUUAGGAAACAAGGAAACAUAUACAAACCAAAUAACAAAGACAUGGACAACGAUAGCAUUCUUGAGAAAACAGAGCUGGAUGUUCAUACAAAGGAGAUUGAUUUGGUUAAUCGGGAUCCAAAUCAUAUUAAUGAUGACGUAGUCAAGGUAGAGUUUGAAGAUGUCAUUGCAGAGCCAGCAGGGACGUACAGCUUUGAUGGUGUGUGGAAAGCAAGCUUCACCACAUUUACUGUCACCAAGUACUGGUGCUAUCGGUUGCUGACAGCACUGGUUGGCAUCCCUCUUGCACUGGUGUGGGGCAUUUUCUUUGCUAUUCUCUCUUUUGUGCACAUCUGGGCAGUAGUGCCUUGUGUUAAAAGUUACCUGAUUGAAAUUCAGUGUGUGAGCCGUGUCUACUCUAUUUGUGUGCAUACAUUCCUUGAUCCCUUGUUUGAAGCUAUGGGCAAGUGCUUCAGCAGCAUACGAGUUUCCACCACCAAAGUAGUGUAAUAAUGCCUCUAGGGAGGUUGGCUAAUAAGUGGAAUACAGCAAGAAAUACUGUACUAAAAAGAACACCAGCUUUGCAAGAGAUCAACAUUUUAAGGAUUUUUUUAAUUUGGUAGACAGUCACAAGCUCUUCUGCUUUUACCUUAAAACACCAUCCCUUCAGCUUUUCUUUAACAACAAACUUUUAUGUUACUCAGCUAAAGAGUGUGUCACUUCAGAAGGUCACUACACUGGCCUCUGCCUUCUCCUGCUGACUUUAACCUAAUCACACAUAAAAUGCAUUCUUUGAUUUCAGCCAUGUAGAACCUUCAGAAGGAAUAUACCGGUAUCAAAGGGGUUGAUGAGAACAUUACCUAAACACUAAUCAUGAAAUAAUGAAUGUUAAUAUUCUGUUAAAUUUGUAAGUAUUGAAAUCAGAACAACAUGUUGUAGGGUGUAUGUGUGUGACAGAUUUUAUUUUCUUGAGAGUAAGAUAAUGCUACAGUUACAGAUAAAGACAUUCAGAGCUGAUUUUCAGUUAUUGCCUUAGCUCAGGUAACCACAGUAUGUCUGUUGUUUGUGGGUGAACAAUCAUUGAUGAUCAGACUGGGUUGGCUAGUAUGUCUGACAGAGGCAUGUCAUGGUGAUUUAUAUCUCAAUUGGACUUUUCAUGUUUAUGUAUCUUUAACUGCUGUUUUCAGGAUGCUGUAUCAUUAUAUUUCAAAAUAACAAGUCAUGUUUAUUGUACACAUCAUGUUAUGCAGAGCACAUUAAAAUAUGUUAAAUCAAA
Sardina pilchardus (European sardine) is the source of this 1552-nucleotide messenger RNA. It is a transcript of the gene cav1, whose product is annotated as caveolin 1. The record is from RefSeq and is a predicted model, not a curated record. Gene Ontology annotation, molecular function: protein kinase binding; transmembrane transporter binding; molecular adaptor activity. The coding region runs from base 241 to 786 and encodes 181 amino acids. Gene Ontology annotation, cellular component: cytoplasmic vesicle; caveola; sarcolemma. NCBI's taxonomy places the organism in Eukaryota, Metazoa, Chordata, Actinopteri, Clupeiformes, Clupeidae. Gene Ontology annotation, biological process: cell differentiation; negative regulation of endothelial cell proliferation; caveola assembly. The transcript has 3 exons.